Molecule: messenger RNA, 1788 nt
Organism: Cryptomeria japonica (Japanese cedar)
Lineage: Eukaryota; Viridiplantae; Streptophyta; Pinopsida; Cupressales; Cupressaceae
Product: mannan endo-1,4-beta-mannosidase 8
Exons: 5
Coding region: 129-1376 (415 amino acids)
Molecular function (GO): hydrolase activity, hydrolyzing O-glycosyl compounds
Source: RefSeq, a predicted model, not a curated record
AGAGGAUUUUCAGCUAAUUUUGGAGCGACCCACCAACUUAUGGCGAGUGUCCGAGCGAUUAAUUUCCUUCCGUCUGGGAUUUAUAAUCUAGGUGCUUAUCUCAAUGCUCAUGGUUUAUUCUCAUUUGUAUGGUACAAAUGGAAGGCCAAUUAGAUGGAUCUGGUUGGAGUAUGGUGGAAAGAAUUGGCACACAGUUUGUAGUGGACGGAUCACCAUUUUAUGUAAAUGGGUUCAAUACAUACUGGCUAAUGGUGUACGCUGUGGAUCCUUCUACCAGACCCACUGUAAUUUCUUUGUUUCAGGAAGCAGCCUCCGCGGGACUUACUGUAGGACGCACAUGGGCUUUCAAUGAUGGGGGUUGGAGGGCUCUUCAGACAUCUCCUGGUGUUUAUGAUGAACAAGUAUUCAAGGCUUUAGAUUUCGUAAUAAGGGAGGCAGAGAAGAAUAAAAUACGGUUGAUAUUGAGUCUGGUCAACAACUGGGAUGAUUAUGGGGGGAAAGCACAAUAUGUAAGGUGGGGGAGAAAUGCUGGCUUAAAGCUGCAUUCAGAUUGUGCAUUCUUCUGGGAUCCAACCAUCCGGAGUUACUUCAAAGCCCAUAUUAAGGCUGUGUUAACACGGGUCAAUACAUUGACAAAUGUGGCUUACAAGGAUGAUCCUACUAUUUUCUCUUGGGAGCUAAUCAAUGAAGGGCGAUGUCAGACUGAUCCCACGGGAGAUACGUUCCAUGCGUGGAUUGAAGAAAUGGCACUAUAUGUAAAGUCCAUUGACCCCAAUCAUCUGGUGGGGAUAGGAACAGAAGGAUUUUAUGGGCCUUGUAGUCCUGCCAAGCUCCAAUUCAAUCCCUAUAACUGUGCACAUCAGGAAGGCACAGAUUACAUUCGCAACCAUCAAGCUGCUGGAAUCGACUUUGCCUCUAUACAUAUAUAUCCCAGUGCUUGGAUCUCUGAAAGCUUCUGCCCAAGUCACCUAUCAUUUGCAAAGAAGUGGGCAAUGACUCACAUAGAGGAUUCGGAGAAUAUAUUGAAAAUGCCCGUCUUGUUUACAGAAUUUGGGGUGCCUGAGAGAGAUGUGAAAUACAGAGAGAGUUUCAUGCAGAUUGUAUACAACAGUGUAUUAGGUUCUGCUGAAAAAGGCGGGGCAGGAGCAGGAAGCUUGAUUUGGCAGUUGUUUCCAAAUUGCACCCAAGCUAAGCGGAUGAGCGAUGGAUUCGAGAUAGUGCUUGCUCACAGUCCAUCUAUUACUAAAAUUAUUUGCGAGCAGUCCAACAAGUUAAAUUGUAUUAAUAACAGGGGAAUGUGUUUAAUACAAUUUGAUGGGGUUGAAGAGAGUUUGGCGGUAGGAGAUGCAGAAGCCAAAGCUGUCUCGUUUAAAUGAGUCCUUCAAUGACUUCAUAUUAUCAGAAGGCAUGACCAUUGAUAUCUAUUUUACUAGAUCAGACCAUUAAUCUCGAUCCUCAACCCCAAUGAAUAGAAUUGCUGGUCAACAAAAGCACGGUUACUGUUACAGUAAAUGUAUAUCAUCAUAAAAAAAAAUUACCUUAGGAAAUAGAUAAAGCUGAUUCCCUUGAAAAAUAUGUCAAUACAUAUAGUCACAAGGAAGACUGAAGAUCCCUGAAGUUAUCCUAAAUUAAUUUUGUACGAGUAGGAAAUCCAUUCUCCUUAUAAUCUGCGUCAACAAUCAUGAGCUUAAAUUAGUAUAUAUGUGUUGUUGAGAGGGUGGGUUCUAACUCCUUCGUUUAUAAAUCAAUUGUUAAAUAUUGUAAUGCUGUGAUGGUGAAAAUUGUAUA